This is a messenger RNA of Plodia interpunctella (Indianmeal moth), 5779 nucleotides long. RefSeq names its product Shaker cognate w (gene Shaw). The coding region runs from base 476 to 2344 and encodes 622 amino acids. Gene Ontology annotation, cellular component: axon terminus; presynaptic membrane; voltage-gated potassium channel complex. Lineage: Eukaryota; Metazoa; Arthropoda; Insecta; Lepidoptera; Pyralidae. The record is from RefSeq and is a predicted model, not a curated record. Gene Ontology annotation, molecular function: protein binding; delayed rectifier potassium channel activity. The transcript is spliced from 10 exons. Gene Ontology annotation, biological process: potassium ion transmembrane transport; protein homooligomerization.
AAUCCAUUGGAACACAGUGACGCGAAGAUCGCCUCGCUAGGCGCACGCAGCGCCUCCUACCGACGAUAUAACAAACCUAAAUAUGGGAUUCGAAUUUCAAAAGUGUUUCGUUUAAACAACAAUAUAUUUACGGCCAGUUCUGUGAUUUGAGUGUGUUUAUUUUUUUGUUUUAUUUGUUUUUUAUUAUUUUUUUUUUUCUGAAUUUUUUAUGCGGCUCAGUACGGUACUGGCGUGCCGAUUUGGUUGGAACUAGCGCCCAGCACUUUUGACACAGAUGUUGCGUUAAUAAAUUACCCCCUCCGGGGAGAACGGACACCGACCGGCCUCUAUCACGAUUGGCCACUUCAUCAGCGAUGUCACCUCAAACCAGCUUUAGUAGACUGGAACGGGACUACAUCGCAGUCAUGUGGAGAAGGGGACAAAGUCGCUCGCCGUAGCAAGUUUACUGUCUGCUGUAGGGGGAGAGGUCGCAAAGAUGAAUCUCCUCAAUAUGGACGCGGAGAACCGCGUGGUUCUCAACGUGGGGGGGAUCCGCCACGAGACCUACAAGGCGACGUUGAAGAAGAUCCCCGCGACGCGGCUCUCGCGACUGACGGAGGCGCUCGCCAACUACGACCCAGUGCUCAACGAGUACUUCUUCGACCGCCAUCCGGGGGUCUUCGCGCAGGUUCUCAACUAUUACAGGACGGGUAAACUCCACUACCCUACGGAUGUGUGCGGACCCUUGUUUGAAGAAGAGCUGGAAUUUUGGGGCCUCGAUGCCAAUCAGGUGGAGCCAUGCUGUUGGAUGACAUAUACACAGCAUCGCGACACCCAAGAGACCCUGGCCGUGUUAGACCGCCUCGACCUGGACACGGAGAAGCCUUCUGAUGAGGAGGUGGCCCGCAAGUUCGGCUUCGAGGAAGACUAUUACAAGGGCACCGUGUCGUGGUGGCAGCAGCUGAAGCCGCAAAUGUGGUCGUUGUUCGACGAGCCAUACAGUUCUAAUGCUGCGAAGAUAAUCGGGGUGAUAUCAGUGUUUUUCAUAUGCGUUUCUAUAAUAUCGUUCUGCUUGAAAACGCAUCCGGACAUGAGAGUGCCAGUGAUCAGAAACUAUACAGUGACCACAGCUAAUCAAACGCAAGGCUGGGCUUUGGACAAAGUGCAAACAAACGCCCACAUAGCGUUCUUUUAUAUCGAAUGUGUGUGCAACGCGUGGUUUACUCUAGAAAUCUUAGUGAGAUUCAUAUCAUCGCCCAACAAGUGCGAAUUUGUUAAGUCCUCCGUCAACAUCAUCGACUACAUUGCAACGAUGAGUUUCUACAUCGACUUGAUCCUCCAGAAAUACGCGUCUCACGUCGAGAACGCGGAUAUCUUGGAGUUCUUUUCAAUCAUCAGGAUUAUGAGGCUUUUCAAGUUGACGAGACAUUCGUCUGGCCUCAAAAUUUUAAUCCAGACGUUUAGAGCAUCGGCUAAAGAGUUGACGCUAUUAGUCUUCUUCUUAGUGUUGGGUAUCGUCAUAUUCGCCAGUUUGGUGUACUAUGCAGAAAGGAUACAGACCAAUCCACAUAAUGACUUCAAUAGUAUACCUUUGGGAUUGUGGUGGGCCCUGGUCACGAUGACAACUGUUGGGUACGGUGAUAUGGCGCCCAAAACGUAUGUUGGGAUGUUUGUUGGAGCGUUGUGUGCUUUAGCUGGGGUAUUGACGAUAGCUCUUCCUGUGCCAGUUAUAGUAUCAAACUUUGCCAUGUACUACUCUCAUACGCAAGCAAGGGCCAAAUUGCCUAAAAAACGACGAAGGGUCAUCAACGUCGAGCCUACCAGGCCUCCCAUGCGUGCUCCGGGAGUUCCAGGUCCACCCGGGCCCGGUGGGCCUUUAACAGCUGGCAUGGGACCCCAAGCCGUAAACCGUAGGAUGAACGCCAUAAAAACAAACCAUCCCAAAGAUAUGAUGGGACCUAAUAUGGUUGCAAGCCUGAUGCCUGGAAUGGACAUAUCAGUAGCUACAAGGCUAACUCCGAGUCCUCGUGACAUGAGCCCAGCUUUAGCUAUUGCCCUACCUAUGAUGAAGUCAGUCAACAUUGUACCAGCCCAAUGCUUCGACAACAUGGCAUUUCAUGGCGAAAAACCUGAAGAUGUAAUUGUUAAAGAAAAAGGUGAUAGCAAAAUCAACAGUCGUCAAGAAUCAAUUGAAUCUAAUAAUACUGUGAGAGUAAAUAAUUACAAAAAUGAUAUUUACAAAAACGAAAGUGAAAGAGUCGAUGCCAGAACGCCGCUGCUUAGAGAUCACAAAAUUGAAUCGCUUGAUGAGAAUAAAAUGCGUGAAAACAAAAUUGAGAAGAGAAAAUCUUCAGCUUCGACAUAACAGUUACAUACGAGUAUAACACAUAUAAUGCUGCUUUAUUGACAUGAAAUCAACCAGAGACCAUUAGAACUAAGAAUCGUUAAAACUUCCUGUUUCGCUAACACUUCUGAGUGGGACCGAAUGUGUUAGACUUCGAUCGAAUGUAUAAGUUGUAGUUGUGUAGUGUCGAGUAAUUCUGUAGUGAUUUCAAUGACACAAAACGAGUAUUAGUUAUCAAAGAGAAAAUAAUUUUAUGUUUUUCGGUUUGUAGAAGCACACAUUCUAAUUCACUAUUGUAUUCUUUUUUUUUAUAUACUGUUUUGUCGAAAAAAAAAAAGUUAUUCCUAUUUGUUCAUAAAUGUUACCUAAUAUAUUUACUAUGUCAUGUAAUUACUACAUUUUUAUCUGUAAGUUGGAUGGAUUUAUACAUUUUUAAAUAUCAGCUCGGGACGAAACGAGAAAUGCCUUCAAAAUCAGUGCUAUGACCCUAUGUUAAUGGAAUUAAUCUGUUAAGAUGAAGCAUUCAAAGGCCGUGAUAGACGUAAGAUAGUUAAGAAGUGUUUAAAGCACUCAUUUUACACGUAAUACGUUAGAAUAGUCUUAUCACAAAUAGUCGUUAAUGUUAGUCAAAAUAUUAUGUCUAGACGCCUUAAGUAAAUUCUCAAAAAAACUCUCUUCAUUUGUUCCAUUUUUAAUUUGUAAUCACGUAAAUAUGCCGUUGAGAACACUCAAUUAAGUAUUAAUUUAUUACAAAAUUAUUUUUAUAUGCAUGAUACUUAAUAUUUAAAUUACAUAUCAUCAGUUCCAGGAUGUAUACUUUAAACUACUAAAAGUGUCUAUACAUAGUAGAAAUGACCAUUUAAUCAUUUAUAAUCAUCAUAUGACCAGAUUUAACAUAAAUAAGAUUUAACAGUCCAUUAGUGAAAAUAGCAUGACCUGUAUUGGAUUCCAUAAUUAUGGAAAUUUAUCAAUUAUCACUUUUAUAAUUACGAAAAAUAAAUUGCGUUAAUUAAUUAAAUAAAAUAUUAUGGAAUUCUCAUCACAUAUCAUUGAAAACGACGAAGUAAUUUUAGAAAUUAUAAUUGUACCCCGAAUAAUAAUUUAUACUCACUAUAGUUUUAGCAUUCAUCAAUAAACUCAAGGGGAAUAAACACUAAUUACGACAAUUAAAAACCAGUUCACUUACACAGACUCCACAAAUAUAUAUAAUUUAAAUCAAAAUCAUAAUAUUAUUAAAGAUAUAGUACAAAAUAUCUGUGGAAUCCUUACAGAUCCGUGCUAGUUUCAAAUAAGUCGUUAAUAUAAUGUAUAUAGGAAUAUUAUUACUAGCCGUAAUAAUUUUAUAUCUUGGCUGUUAAUUAUAAAUCACUAUAAUCACAUGGAAACACAUAUCAUCAGCACGAUAUUUCAUUCUUGGUGUUAAAAUUUGUUUUAUGUACAGAUAAAUAGGGAUAAGCUUAUCGCAAGAGCCUACGACGCGGCCAAUUGAAAUACAUUGGUUAGUUUAUAUUAUGCUAUGCAGUAUUGCGCAGUAUCACUGAAAAAACCACGCAAUGUACAUUUGGCCGCAACAUUAUGCCAUAAUGUACGUACUACGUACAUGUGACUUUAGAUAGCAGUCGAUAUGAAUAAAACUUGAAAAGCGUUACCUCGUCAUGAAUAAUAUACUAGACGUAAUAUUUUAUACGAAUUCAUAAAAAAAAAUAUUCAAUAACAUUAGUAAAAUCUUUCGUAAACUUAAAAAGAAACUUUUUAUUUUUGCAUAAAAUAUAUAGUCUAGUAUAAAAUCAUAUGAGGUAUUUCCGAAAACAAACAUUAAGGUACUUACCUCACGUACUAAAUAAACAUUUAAUAAUUUGUAAAAAAAAAAGGUUGAAAAUUUAAAAUCGUUGCAUAGCAACUGUAGGAAAAAUCACAAAGAUAAUAAAAUAUACUGAUUAAAAUUGAAUUUAAAACGUUUUUCUAAAUUUGCGGGACCUUUAAAUAUUAAAUUUAGUGUACUGUAUCUGUUUUUUUUUUCUUUUUAGAAAAAACUUUUUGCAUAAUUUUUCGUUGUUGUUGCAAAAGCUAUAAAAUACGCAUAAAAUGCAAUAAUUUUAGAGUUAUGUAGAUAGCACAAAGUUACGUUUCAAUAAAAUAUAUUUGUAUUAUAUAAUUUAGGCGUAAUUUUUAGUGCAUAUUAUUAUAAAAAAAUGUACCAAUUCAUACAAUGUAAUGUCUUUCUGGCUAAGUAGCGGAUAUGUUUUAGAAAUUUUCGAAUUUUAAUAACAAAAGCCUGGUCCUUAAAACUAUCGUUUUAUAUUAUCUCCAUUUAAAUCACACAUUAUUAUGUGGUAAAUAUAUACUUUGGAUAUUGUUUGCCUUACUUUUUUUAUUAUAAACUUAUUUAAACAUUUUCUAAAUGUACAUUCUUAUGUAUAUUUAAAGCGGAAUUAGCGGACCAGUAACUUAUUUAAAACUUAACGUUAGCUGACCUACUUUGCAAGGACCAUGUACGUUCAACUUGUUACUUAUUUUUUUAAAUGUUCUUCAUAUUUCAAUGCCGAAAAUUAUUAAGAUUGAAUUAUUUAAACUGUAAAUUACAAUUACAGCACAUUAAUUUCAUACUCAAAAACUAAUUUAAAAAAAAAGAAUAUAAAGAUCUGAUAAUACAAUAUUUCUUUUUCAUAUAAAAAAGUAAUUUGGGACCCAGAUAAUCUAUUCCAGUAAACAUGACGACCUCGGUGGCGCAGUGGUAAAGUUCUUGCCACUGAACCUAGAGGUCCUGGGUUCGAUCCCCGGUCGGAUCAUGAUGGAAAAUGAUCUUUUUAUGAUUGGCCCGGGUCUUGGACGUUUAUCUAUAUAUGUAUUUGUUAUAAAAUAUAGUAUCGUUGAGUUAGUAUCCCAUAACACAAGUUUCGAAGUUACUUUGGGGCUAGCUCAAUCUGUGUGAUUUGUCCUAAUAUAUUUAUAAUUAUUAUUAUUUAUGUUUUAUAAAAUUUAUUUUUCUUCUAAAACACUGAUGGUAUACCAAAAAUAUAAUUCAAUGGCACUUUGCCUAAUAAAUUGUCUACUUUAAGUGUCAUUAUAUAAAGUAGAGCGAGAGCCAGAUUCUAUUAUUGCUAAACUAAAUCAAUGUGUGUAAUGAUUUUUUUUUUACUGAAAACUCUUUGGAAAUAUUAAAAAUUAUUUUUCUUUUUUCGCGAAAGUAUCAAGAAAAAAGUAUAUUUUUAUUAUAAUUUCCAAUUUGGUCGUAAUUUUUUUUUAAUUAGUUAUAUUUUCAAAAAGUUUUCUGGCUCUUAGUCUAUGAAUUGUAAAUUGUUGGAUAUUUGCAAGCAAUGACGUAGGAUAAGGCUUACACAGAGAGUGAACAGGGCUUGUAACUUAUUGUAUAGCAUUCUACAUAUUAUACAUAUACAAUUUUGAACAAUACAAAAACAAAUAAUUUGAAAUUGUUCAUUAAAUUAUGUGAAAUUA